AUGAAGCUUAUAGAUGACCAUGCACAAAGUGUGCGAAACGUGAUUGACUGGAUUCUUGUUGCUGGUGAAAAAUGGCUUUUAACAUUACAUGAAAUUGGAGAAUCAUAUGAUGAUGCAAAGCAAUUAGUCAAGAAUCAUGCUGAAUUAGAAAUCAAGUCAAAGGAUCUAGAGGACCAAGUUAAUGAUUUGUCCAGCGUUGCCUGUCGUCUAAUAAGUGAGUUUCCGAUGCACAUGGUCACAAUCGAAAAAAACCGUGAUCAUCUCAGUAAUAUUUUGCAAGCUUUCUGUGCUAGAGUACAAAGACAAAGCAAAAUUGCACAGAAUUCAGUGGUUUUUCAUCAGAUGUUGAAUGAGUUUUCGCAUACAACCGAUUCAUUACUGGAGUCAUUAUGUACGGAAGUUAAAGCAUUUGACAUCGCAAGCGCUGAAGAAGAGAAAGGUGAAAUGGAAAAAAGAGUCGAAAAUAUGGAAAAAGCCUACCGCACACUUUUCGAAAAUGGAGUCAGCUUCAUUGAUGAACUCUGUAUCGAUGAAUCGAAUUCCAUCGGACGACCGGUGACUCGCGAUUAUUCAACAGGCAUUGUUCAUAUCAGACAAUGCCUUGAUGAAACAAGUGCCAGACGAAAAAGAUGCCAAGAUUUGACUGAUGUUCGACGAUUGAAAAUCCAACAACUCUUACAAUUAUAUACGUGUGAAAGUGAUAGUGAUCAAACUAUAAAAUGGAUUGAUGAACUGCAAGAAACACUGGUGAAGAAUUAUGAUCGAGUUGGAUGCAAUGAUGAUGAACUGGAUAUGCUUAAGAAGGAUGCAGUGAAACUGGAAGAAACCGCAAGAAGUACAUAUGAAUAUGGCAAGAAGCUAUGUCAAGCAGCUCUCGUACUUAGAAGAUCGCUUCGAUUGGAAGUGCAGCCUCAGUUAGCCUUAAAUCAAAAAUUGGAAACGUCAUGGGGGCGAUUUUGUCAUGCUCUUAGCGAUUAUGAAGCUAAAAUUAACAUAACAGCUGCAUUCAAUUUGGCUAUUAAAGAAGUCAUCGACAAGUUGGAUGAGCUCUGCUUUAAGGUUGGUGACUACAUAACAGAAAAACGAUUAAAUGGUAAAGAUACAAAGUUAUCUCUGGAAUCAUUAAAUAUCGAGAGAAAAUGCUUGGCAAAUGAUGUAAUGGAAUUGAAACAUAUUUCUGACAUUCUUAUCGAACAGACCAAAGUAAAAGCAGUUGCUGAAAUUCGUCGUAAAUUUGAGCAUGUUGAACAAAAACGUCGAAAACUGGAAAAUCUUUGGUUAAAUAGUAUUUGUACAACGAAUUCUUCAAAUGAUUUGCAACUUACAUCUGACGAAAAUAAAGUAUCACCAAAAAAAAAAACUGUGGCUCCAAUGGCUAACGAUCCAUCAUUUUCAUCAGAUAGCAGUUCACCACUAAUUUCAACAAAUUCUGUAAAAAUUACAGGCUAUAACGGAUCUCCUGUAGUAUUUUGCCAUCAUAAAUCUAAUAUAAGCCAAUCAAAACGGACAUAUUAA
Molecule: messenger RNA, 1515 nt
Organism: Dracunculus medinensis (Guinea worm)
Lineage: Eukaryota; Metazoa; Nematoda; Chromadorea; Rhabditida; Dracunculidae
Source: the annotation of a GenBank genome assembly